This is a messenger RNA of Thlaspi arvense, 1788 nucleotides long. The record is from the annotation of a GenBank genome assembly. Lineage: Eukaryota; Viridiplantae; Streptophyta; Magnoliopsida; Brassicales; Brassicaceae.
AUGAGUGAGGUUCUGCGCAGAGCCAAACACGCACUUGUAAGCGUCAAGCAGUACCAAUCUCUCUUGAAUCACUAUGCAGCUACUCAAUCAAUCGCAAAAACCAAGGCUUUACACUGCCACAUCAUCACCGGCGGUCGAAUCUCCGGCCACAUCGUCUCGACUCUCUCCGUCACGUAUGCCUUAUGCGGCCACAUCGCUUAUGCACGGAAGCUGUUCGAGGAAAUGCCUCAAAGCUCCUUGCUUUCUUAUAACAUUGUUAUCAGAAUGUACGUGCGUGACGGAUUGUACCACGAUGCUAUCGAAACGUUCAUUAGGAUGGUUAGUGAAGGAGUUGAUUGUUGUCCUGAUAGUUAUACAUACCCUUUUGUCGCCAAGGCUGCUGGAGAGUUAAAGUCUGUGAAUUUAGGGUUGGCGAUUCAUGGGAGGAUAUUGAGAAGCUCGUUUGGUACGGAUAAAUAUGUGCAGAACGCGUUGCUUGCGAUGUAUAUGAGCUUUGGGAGGGUUGAAACGGCGAGGAGAGUGUUUGAUGUGAUGAAGAACCGAGAUGUGAUCUCGUGGAACACGAUGAUUAGUGGGUAUUGUAGAAAUGGGUAUAUGAAUGAUGCUUUGAUGAUAUUUGAUCUGAUGGUAACCGAAGUUGUUGAUCCUGACCACGCUACGAUCGUUUCAUUGUUACCUGUUUGUGGUCACUUGAAGGAUCUGGAAAUGGGAAGGAAUGUUCAUAAAUUGGUGGAAGAGAAGCGUUUAGGUGAUAAGAUUGAGGUGAAGAACGCGUUGGUGAACAUGUAUUUGAAAUGUGGUCGCAUGGACGAGGCGAGAUUCGUCUUUGAUAGGAUGGAACGCAGAGAUGUGAUCACAUGGACUAGUAUGAUUAAUGGUUAUACAGAAGACGGGGAUGUGAAGAACGCUUUGGAGCUCUGUAGAAUGAUGCAGUUUCAAGGGGUGAGACCUAAUGCUGUGACUAUAGCCUCUCUUGUUUCAGCUUGUGGUGAUGCUUUGAAGCUGAGUGAUGGUAAAUGUUUACAUGGUUGGGCAAUAAGGCAAAAGGUUUGCUCCACUGUCACCAUCGAAACAUCUUUGAUCAGCAUGUAUGCUAAAUGCAACCGCAUAGACCUCUGCUUCAAAGUCUUCUCGGGAGCUUCAAGAAACCAAACCGGUCCUUGGAGUGCUGUUAUUUCCGGUUGUGUGCAGAAUGAACAUAUGAAGGACGCGUUGGAGAUGUUCAAAUCGAUGCGAAGGGAAGAUGUUGAACCGAACAUUGCUACACUAAACAGUCUCCUUCCAGCAUAUGCGGCUUUGGCAGAUUUGCGCCAAGCAAUGGAUAUCCAUUGCUACCUAACGAAAACCGGGUUUAUGUCAAGCCUCGAUGCUGCUACAGGGCUUGUUCAUGUUUACUCAAAGAUGGUUCAAAGUUUCCAACCGGGUUCGAAUUCGUUCUUCAUCAGAUUGUAUCAGAUUGUGGAUGAUCCUUCGUUGGAUUCAAUCGUCUCGUGGAGCGACACCAACGAUAGUUUCGUCUUAUGGGAUCUAGGAGGGUUUCGCACUAGGAUUCUUCCGAAAUCCGCAGAGUUUGGUAGGAACAUCUCUGAGUUUGUGCGCGAGCUUCGCUAUCAAGGGUUCAAACAAAUCGGGAGAUCUGAAUUUGGACGCCGUGAUUUCGUCAAGAGUAAGCUUUUGAAGAAGAAGGUGGAGAGUUUUGAUGCAAAACGUCAAGCAAAGAAGGCUAAAGCCAAGGCAAAGAAAGCAAGAAAACAAGUCGAGAAUCUCUUUCAGAAUUUACAAAUUUGA